AUUAUGAUUCUAAUGGAGAUUUAAUAAGAAUUAAACUAUACGUCACCAAAAAUAUUAAAAUUAUACUUAUGGGAUUUUGUCCUAAUAAUCAUUCAAAUGAAAAAGGAAGAAUUAAUUCUAAUUGUCUGGCUAUUAAUUUGAAUAGACUUUCAAACAAACAGAGAACAAAAUUAAAUGUGAAAUUUUCCAAAGGUGUAAUAGUAUUUACUAAAAAUGAUAUUAUGGAUCCUGAAGUUGGAGGAUCUCGAAAAAGCUUUUCAGAAAACAUUGUUAGUUUAACAGAAUAUUUUAUGAACCGUUUUAUUCCAAAGUUACAUAAUUCACUUAAAUAUAAUCAUGAAUUUAUUACACAAAAACAAAUUUCUACUUUUUAUGUACUUGGUCCACUUGGUUCUUUUUCACAUGAAUUAGCUCAAGAAAUAUGUGAAAUAUUAAAUAUUGAUAUAGAGACUAUAAA
Messenger RNA from Racocetra persica, 457 nucleotides. NCBI's taxonomy places the organism in Eukaryota, Fungi, Glomeromycota, Glomeromycetes, Diversisporales, Gigasporaceae. The record is from the annotation of a GenBank genome assembly.